This is a messenger RNA of Spinacia oleracea (spinach), 860 nucleotides long. RefSeq lists its product as uncharacterized. Gene Ontology annotation, molecular function: DNA binding. The record is from RefSeq and is a predicted model, not a curated record. The transcript is spliced from 4 exons. Lineage: Eukaryota; Viridiplantae; Streptophyta; Magnoliopsida; Caryophyllales; Amaranthaceae. Bases 91 to 597 code for a protein of 168 amino acids.
UACGGAGUACCAUAUGUUCCAAUAUCCUUCCUUGAAACUUCAUAUAAAUAUACAUAACCAUAGCCCCGACAUUUCUCAUAGGCAUAACAAAUGAGUGAUUUAAUUCCAAUAGAAACCAAUAGCGUUAAGUGUGAGUACAAAAUGGAUCAGAUAAAACUCAAAGAAACAUGGCCCGCUUGGCUUCCAUAUGCCUGGUCCAUCCAUACACUCACCGAUAAUCCAAAUAUCAAGCAUUAUUCCAAUUCGAGAGGGAGAAGGUUUUUCUCCGAGGAGGAGGCUCUUCGAUUUCUUACAGAACAAUCAAAGAAAAAGGUGAAGCCCAACAAAAUCAACAGGAAAAUUGUUCAAGUUAAUGAUAAAAGUGAAGAAAUUGCACCACAACUAGAAGGGCUUGUUUGGCAAACACCAAAGUGGCCUGAAUGGCUGCCACAAGACUGGUACAUAGAGCAAAGUCAUGAUAACCCUAAUGAUCAGUAUUUCUGUAGUCCAAAAUGGAGGAAGUUUAGAAGCAAGGACGAGGUUCUCCAUUAUCUGAAUCCUAAUUCGAAGAAGAUGAUGCCCAAGAAACCAAGGAAGAAGAGGGUUCAAAAGGCUUAAAGAGUUACUAUAAUUAUAUACUUAACUUUUCUUGUGAACAAGAUCGAUAAUUAAGCAGUACCACCGCACGUAGUGUACAUUUGGUCAAUCCUUUUUUUUUUAAUGCAACGUUGUUUUGGAUGAAGACUAGUGUUUCAUUUCAUAUUUAAUUAAGAUUGUAGUAGUUGGUUUUAGGAGUAUAUCCCAACAUAUACUAUAUUACUAUGUAUGUAAUUUGUGUUUUUCAUGAGAACAAAUGAUGUUUAAUUGAUGAACAUGUUAAA